Molecule: messenger RNA, 243 nt
Organism: Linum trigynum
Lineage: Eukaryota; Viridiplantae; Streptophyta; Magnoliopsida; Malpighiales; Linaceae
Source: the annotation of a GenBank genome assembly
AUGCCACGUCCUCCAUCGCCUAUGACUGGUCCGCUUCUUCUACGGCUUCACCAACGCAGUCCACCCCCCAACUCUCCACCUCGUCUCACUUCCCGCCCUCGUCUACUUCACCUACUGCCCAGUCAUCCUCGACUUCUUCGGGGGCUGCGUCUACACCUCCGCGUGACCCCUCCCCUGCUCCCGAGGAUCUUGCUCCACCACCUCGUCGAUCCCAGCGUGCCAUCAAGGGAGUUCCACCUCUAA